AUGGAACCGUGGUAUUCAGGUGCUGUUGUCGAUGCUGUACGUGAAGCUAAAUCCCGUCGAGCUUUAUUCAUUGUUUAUAUUCAUGAUGAUUCUGAACAAUCUCAAUUUGUUGACAAUCUCUGGAUUGAAGUAUGGACGAAACUAACUAAUCUAUCACAAGUAGUUGCACUUCGUCUUACAAAAGAUACUGAAGCUUGUAAACAAUUUCAAGCUAUUUAUAAAAUUCAAACAUAUCCAACAAUUUAUUUGAUUAAUGGUCAAAAUGGACAAGUAUUAAAAAUGAUUGAUGAACCACUGGAAGAUUCGAAUCGAUUAGAAGAAAUACUCGAACGAUCUAUGAAUAUAAUCGAAUCUAAACAACAAGAUACACCAGUAGUAGCAGCUACAAUAGUAACAAAUGAAUCGAAUAGAACAGUUGAAGAAAAAAUAGCAGAAGCUCGUGCACGUCUUAAAAUAAUACAAGAUAAACGUGAUGAAGAAGCAAAAGCAAAAGAAAAGCAAGAAGAAGUGGAACGUCGCCGUCUUGGACAACAAAUGCUGUUGGAUAAACAGAAAAAAGAUGAAGAAUUAAUACGAAAACAAGCUGAAGAAAUUCGACGAGAUAAAGUCGAACAACAAAAAUUACAAGAAAAACUCAAAGCCCAAAUUCAACAGGAUCGAGAAGACAAACGGCGUAGAUAUGAAAACGAACAAUCAGCAGCUGCUCAACAAACAAAACCAAAAGUGACAACAACACAAGUGCAAGGUCCAAAAAUCAAUUAUGAUCGUUCACGUUUACAAUUUCGUUUAACAGAUGGAUCAUUUUUUACUGAAGAUUUUUCACCAGAUGCUCGCAUGAAUGAAGUGUAUGCAUAUUUACAAGAAACACUUCCUACUGAUCAGUAUAGAAACGGUUCAUAUGUACUUCGUACAACACAUACACGUACUACGUUAGCAAGAGAUAAUCCAAGUUCAUUAAAAGACCUUGACCUUAUUCCAUCGGCUGUUUUACUUGUUGUUAAUCGUGGAAAUGGAAAUACUAGUUAUUCGUCGACUAGUGUGGCUACAAAUAAUAUUUUUCAAUCGUUUCAACUAAUGUUUGCUUGGUUUAUAAUGCAAUUUAAUUUCAUUUAUCAAUUAAUUUUUUCCAAAUUAUUUGGACAUCGCACUCAAACAGCAGCAACACCACCGAGAGAACAAAUUAGGCCAUCGACGAGAAAAAAUAAUACGAAUGAACAAAGAGCAACAACACCAAAAGCCGCAAAGGAAAAUUUCAAAGUAGAUUCAACUGAAAAAACGACUAUUCGUCGUUUUCAUAAUACGCAAGAUGAUAGCGACGAUGAAGAAAAACGUACAUGGAAUGGAAAUUCUACACAACAAAUGUAA
Molecule: messenger RNA, 1365 nt
Organism: Rotaria socialis
Lineage: Eukaryota; Metazoa; Rotifera; Eurotatoria; Philodinida; Philodinidae
Source: the annotation of a GenBank genome assembly